Apis florea (little honeybee) is the source of this 1257-nucleotide messenger RNA. RefSeq lists its product as uncharacterized. The record is from RefSeq and is a predicted model, not a curated record. NCBI's taxonomy places the organism in Eukaryota, Metazoa, Arthropoda, Insecta, Hymenoptera, Apidae.
UUGUCAUUAUUCCAACGAUAGUCAUCUACGUUGUUAUAAUCGGUCAAUCUUCGAGGAAUUGUGUUUGGCUGUUGAUAAGAGAAAGCUAUAUAUAAAGUGUCGGGAGCAAGUUGCAUGGUACAUUCGAGACGUCGAUCGAGACCACGGCAACGCUAUCGAGAGAAUAGAAUAUUUAUUUCAAGAUGCGCGCCUACGUUUUUCUGCUCGCUUCCCUCUCUCUCAUCGCCUGCGUAUGGGGUAAUAAUCUGAUUCUUGGCAGGCAUUUGCCCGGCGAGCUAAUCCUCCAGAAUCGAACCAUCUUCAAGCCAUCGAUACCAGGCGUGAGCCACACCGUUACGAUCGGUGCAACCGCGCCACCCGAUCACGUAAUCUCAUACUUCAGCGUAGUAAGCUUGAAUCCAAAGGUGGUGCACAUAAUACCUAUUAAAGGUAGCAUUGGCACCUCAUCGAUCGUCGUACUUGGGGUCGGAUUGCCUAGUUGGGGCAUACACAUAAAGGUUCUCGUAUUUGUUGUUCCCAAACUCCCCGAACCCACCACACCGAGCACCACAACUGCACAACCACCAACCACGACCGAACCAGAUACGAUGACAAGCUCUGAACCGACUAGCACACCAAGCAGCCCAUCCAAUACCGAACCAGAUACGACGACGAGCCCUGAACCGAGCAGCACGCCAAGCAGCCCAUCCAACACCGAACCAGAUACGACGAAGCCUGAACCGAGCAGCACGCCAAGCAGCCCAUCCAGUACCGAACCAGAUACGACGACGAGCCCUGAACCGAGCAGCACGGAACCAGAUACGACGACGAGCCCUGAACCGAGUAGCACGUCAAGCAGCUCAUCCAACAGCGAAGAGCCAACGAACACCGAACCAGAUACAACGAGCUCUGAAUCGAGUGGUUCAUCGAGCAGUGAGGAAUCAACGAACACCGAACCAGAUACAACGAGCUCUGAAUCGAGCAGUGAGGAAUCAACGAACACCGAACCAGAUACAACGAGCUCUGAAUCGAACAGUGAGGAAUCAACGAACACCGAACCAGCAAAUGUGCCGACCAGCACUGAAUCAAGUAGCGAAGAAUCAAAUGCCGAAUCGAACGAAUCGAUAAACUCUGAUUCAAAUAGCGUGGAAUCAAAUAGCGAAAAGUCUCGGAAUAAUCGAUUGUGGAAAUGGAUCCGAUCUCGACUCUGAUGAAUCGAUCGAUAAGAGGUAUAAAGUUGGAAAUUAGCUCCGUACGUUAUAUAUCCGUAGUAUAUCU